CGACCUUGGCCACCCAGCUCUCCACCGCUCACACUCUUCUUGCGACUGCUUCUGCACCCAGCUGACUCCCCUGCCAACACAACGCUCCCUGCUUAGACGGUUUCAUCACCGUCCUCCUGUCGGGUUGGCAGAAAGCUGACCUCCUACGAGGGCAGGGCACCAAAGAGAAUCCUUAUGUGGGAGGCACAGCUGAAUGGUUGGCAGUGGCCAUUUUGUGGCAUGCCCCAGAAUAGCCUGCAUCCCAUUGGGUUGGACAGGGGGGCUCAAGUCGGUCUCGGGAUGCCUGCAGUCCGGGACACCAACUUGAGUUUCGGUUCGGAUUGGUCUCUGGUCUGAAUUGAAACUCGGUUCUUCUAGUCCGAUGGGCAGCUGAGUCAGCCUCCGCGAGGGCGGGGCGGUCACCAGGACGACGCCAAUCCUAGGCCGCGCCGGCUGGUGGGUGGUGAUGAGUCCUGGGUCCCCGGACUCUUCGAGGCGGAAGCGCUCGCUCCAGUCAUGUUUUUUGGCGCUUUCUGGUUGUUGCUGCUGCUGCUGCUGCCGCCGCUGCGCCCCCCGGGAGCGCAGGGCCACCGCGGUGCCAAGAGCCCGGAGCAGGAGGCCGACGAGCCCACCCCUUGGCCAAGCAUCCAACGCCUGCGGGAGCAGCUGAGGACGGCCGGGACCCUGUCCAAACGGUACUGGGCGCUCUUCAGCUGCACCUUGUGGCCGGAUCACUGUGAAGAUCAGGAGACCCCCGUGCCGCCUCUGGGCUGGAGCCUUCCUCUGUGGGGCCGGCGGUCGCUGGAUGUGCUCACUUCAUGGUUCUGCCGCUUUCAGGACUGCUGCAGCGCGGGAAACUGCAGGAUCUCCAACAACUUCACAGGCUUGGAAUCAGACCUUCGUGUGCGACUGCAUGGCCAGCAUCUCGCUAGCAAGCUGGUCCUGGAAGCAGUGAAGGGCUACUUAGAGAUGCCCCACGUUGGCAAAGCUCUGGCUCUGUCAUUCCACGGCUGGUCUGGCACAGGCAAGAACUUCGUGGCACGGAUGCUGGUGGACAACCUGUAUCGGGAUGGAAUGAGGAGUGACUGUGUCAAGAUGUUUAUCUCUACCUUCCAUUUUCCACACCCCAAGUAUGUGGACUUCUAUAAGGAGGACUUGCAGAAGCAGAUGCAGGAGACGCAGCGGCGCUGUCAACAGAGCACGUUCAUCUUUGACGAAACGGAGAAGCUGCACCCGGGGCUACUGGAGCUGCUUGAACCCUACCUGGAACCAAGGAGCCCCGAGACCCAUGGAGCUGAGCUGCCCAGAGCCAUCUUCCUCUUUCUCAGUAACCUUGGGGGCAGUGUCAUCAAUGAGGUGGUCCUAGGUUUGCUCAAGGCUGGAUGGUCCAGGGAGGAAAUUACGAUGCAGCACUUGGAGAUGCCCCUUCAGGCUGAGAUCAUAAAGUCUGCAGACAGCAGCUUUGGCUCCAGCCGUCUCCUGAAGAAACACCUUAUUGAUCUCUUUAUCCCCUUCCUGCCACUGGAGUACCGCCAUGUGAGGCUGUGUGUCCGAGAUGCCUUCCUGGGCCAGGAUCUCCCAUACACAGAAGAGGCCCUGGAUGAAAUUGCCAAGAUGAUGACAUACGUCCCCGAGGAAGAGCAGCUUUUCUCCUCUCAGGGUUGCAAAUCCAUUUCCCAGAGAAUCAACCUUGUCUUGCCUUGAGAGUGACUCCUUUGCUCCCGGAACAGUCUUCCUCUUCCAUCAGCCAGGUGCCCCAGUGUCCAGCAACCACUGCUUCCAGCUAGUGUGCAGAAGGGCAGCUCCUAAAAACCACUUGGUGCCUUAAAAACCCACAUUCUAGACUGAGGUCAGGAAGCCAGUGGAAGGUCCAGGCACCAGAGUCCUCAGAACACUCCCUACAGUCUCUUGGCACCAUAGUUCUUCCUGGAAGGCCGAUGGAAUGGAGUAUGAGCCUGAGGCUACAGAACAAGGAAGAUGAAAGAUGUGUGGACCAGCAGGAGUGUGGCUCUGGUCUGCAGGUUUGGCUGGCUCUCCGGGCUAGGGAGAGGGGCAGCUUCUGCAUGUGAGCGGACCAGCAAAGGGCCUUAGUCUAAAGAGAACACCUUUCAAAACAUGAUGGGUGUGGCACACCUGUGACCCUAGCACUUGGCAGGCUAAUACAGGAGAGAGAGCUGAAGAAACCUGAGCUGCCAGGCAGGCUUGACAAACAAAACCCCAUAGGUGCGUAGCUAAGGCAUGUUCUGUUCUGCAGACUGAAAACUUUAAGAGGCCUUGUCAUGUGUGAUUAAAGUAUUUUUCUAACAUCC
Molecule: messenger RNA, 2288 nt
Organism: Rattus rattus (black rat)
Lineage: Eukaryota; Metazoa; Chordata; Mammalia; Rodentia; Muridae
Gene: Tor3a
Product: torsin family 3 member A
Exons: 6
Coding region: 496-1683 (395 amino acids)
Cellular component (GO): nuclear envelope; endoplasmic reticulum lumen
Molecular function (GO): ATP binding; ATP hydrolysis activity
Source: RefSeq, a predicted model, not a curated record